Molecule: messenger RNA, 510 nt
Organism: Folsomia candida
Lineage: Eukaryota; Metazoa; Arthropoda; Collembola; Entomobryomorpha; Isotomidae
Product: FK506-binding protein 2-like
Exons: 4
Coding region: 1-510 (169 amino acids)
Biological process (GO): protein peptidyl-prolyl isomerization
Molecular function (GO): peptidyl-prolyl cis-trans isomerase activity
Source: RefSeq, a predicted model, not a curated record
AUGUCCCACUUUCCAGUCCUCCUCCUUUUGUCCUUGAGUUUCGCACCGGAUGUUUCUGCAGGAGGUCCCCCACCCAUGUCGCAGAUGGAGUACGUCCAGAAGUACAAAAACGUGUCCAUCACGGUCGUCUAUUUGCCACCGAAUUGUACACGCAAGUCAAAAGAUGGGGACCAACUGACGACAAACUAUGUCGGAUAUUUUCCCGACGGGAAGAAAUUUGAUUCCACUUGGGAUCGAGGUGAACCCAUGACCUACGUGAUGGGAGAAGGCACGGUGAUCAAGGGCGCUGAAAUUGGCGCCAUUGGAAUGUGCGUAGGUGAACGACGUCACACCGUAAUGCCCCCAGCAUUAGCGUAUGGGGACAAGGACUAUGCACAAAUUCCUGGCGGAUCCACUCUGGUGUUUGACGAAGUUUUGAUGAAGUUGGAAGACGGUCCUUCUAAAGUUGACCCCAUGGAAGCGAUGGGUCUCGUCAAAAAUGCGGAUGGCUCGUACCCACUCUUCAAGUAA